AUGAGCGACUUUGACGACUGCGGCAGCCGCGGGGCCUCCAACAUGUACCUCCCCGGGUGCGCCGCCGCGGCCGCCUAUUACGUGUCCCCCUCGGAUUUCUCCGGCAAGCCCCCGUUCCUGCCCCAGUCGCCUUCCUGUCAAAUGACUUUCUCCUACGCCGCCAAUCUGCCUCCCCAUGUGCAACCGGUGCGCGAAGUGGCGGCGUUCCGGGACUACGCGGCCGGCGGCGGCGGCGGCGGCGGGGGCGGCGGCGGCGGCGGCAAGUGGCCCUACCGGGGCAGCUACGCGCCCAGCUACUACGAGGAGGUGAUGCACGGCAGGGACUUCCUGCAGCCGCCCGCCCGCCGGAGCGACGUGCUCUUCAAGAGCGACCCCGCCUGCGGCGCCCACCACGGGGCCGCCGCCGCCGCCGCCGCCGCCGCCGCCGCCGCCAACUUCUACGGCUCCGUGGGCAGAAACGGCAUCCUCCCGCAGGGCUUCGACCAGUUCUACGAGGCGGGCCACGGCAGCGGCGCGCCCUACCCGGAGCAGGCGCCGGGCGACAAGGGCGACCUCAAGCCCCCGGGCGGCACUUGCGGCAAGCCCUCGCCCCCGCCGAGCCCGGAGAAGAAAGUGCCAAGCGCGGGCGGCGCGGAGUCCCCCUCGGGGCAGGCCGGGCCGGAGAAGAGCGGCGGGGCAGCACUUCCCCAGAGAUCUCGGAAAAAGAGAUGCCCUUACACCAAAUAUCAGAUAAGAGAACUGGAACGGGAAUUUUUCUUCAACGUGUACAUAAACAAAGAGAAAAGACUACAGUUGUCCAGAAUGCUGAACCUCACAGAUCGACAAGUUAAAAUAUGGUUCCAAAAUCGACGGAUGAAAGAAAAGAAAUUGAACAGGGAUCGCCUACAGUAUUUCACGGGGAACCCCUUGUUUUGA
Messenger RNA from Varanus komodoensis (Komodo dragon), 915 nucleotides. It is a transcript of the gene HOXD11, whose product is annotated as homeobox D11. The transcript is spliced from 2 exons. Gene Ontology annotation, biological process: anatomical structure development; regulation of transcription by RNA polymerase II. Gene Ontology annotation, molecular function: DNA-binding transcription factor activity, RNA polymerase II-specific; RNA polymerase II cis-regulatory region sequence-specific DNA binding. Gene Ontology annotation, cellular component: nucleus. NCBI's taxonomy places the organism in Eukaryota, Metazoa, Chordata, Lepidosauria, Squamata, Varanidae. The record is from RefSeq and is a predicted model, not a curated record. Bases 1 to 915 code for a protein of 304 amino acids.